AUGGCUUACCAAACCAACUUUCAUCAAACGCAACCGUUUGCCGUCGCUCUUGGUCGGUGGUGGUCACGUCCAAUGCUGACUAUCCCACCAUCUAGUGAACGUAGUUGCACUAAAAAAGAAUGUGCGGCUAUGUGUGCACCCUGCUUUGGCGCCUUACUCACCGUUGUCGGCGUGUACUUAAUCUUUCUGCUCAACGACAAAGCUCAACUCCACGCCAAAAUCUCCCUCCAGUCCCUCGCCGUCUCCUCCGCAAUGUGGCAAGGCGAUUUUCUCGUGAAAAUCCCGAGCUCGAGGUAUUAUAUCUACUAUGACGUCGAUGAGGCUGCCGUGAGGCUAGGUUCUUUAAACGCCGCCGUUUUGAACAUCACUAGUGAACGUGUUUCUAGGGAUGACACGUCUUUCUCGUUGGUUUUCGUUGCUGAGGAGGGAAGCGGAAGCGACGACGUUUCUGGAGAGCUUGAGAUCAAACUCAUGGCGAAGCAUAAGCGUUACGUGGAUAAUGAUGAAGCUGGACACUUUAAUAUUCGGUGCCACAAUCUGACUUGCGAAUCCUCUUUUACAGGUUUUAAGUUGUUCUCUUUAAUAAGAGAACGUGGGACAGCAAUUGAAUAA
Molecule: messenger RNA, 612 nt
Organism: Raphanus sativus (radish)
Lineage: Eukaryota; Viridiplantae; Streptophyta; Magnoliopsida; Brassicales; Brassicaceae
Exons: 1
Coding region: 1-612 (203 amino acids)
Source: RefSeq, a predicted model, not a curated record